Molecule: messenger RNA, 714 nt
Organism: Ilex paraguariensis (yerba mate)
Lineage: Eukaryota; Viridiplantae; Streptophyta; Magnoliopsida; Aquifoliales; Aquifoliaceae
Source: the annotation of a GenBank genome assembly
AUGAAAGGUGAAGAAAAGAAAGGAGAGGCUGAAGACGAUAUAGAUUACAUCGACGAGCAAGUUACGUGCAUGACCCUCUCUAAACGAGAACCAGUCAAAAGAGGUGGAGAGCACUCGGGGGAGAAGUAUGGACUGUGGAGGCGGGAACAAAAGACCAGGGCAGCAAGGCUAGAGAAACAGCUCAGGGUCCUUGAGGGGCAAAUUGAUGAGCAACUGAACCGCUUUCAAGCCCAUUACAAUCGGGCCAUGGUUCGUAUUAAGCUCAAGGAUGUGGCCCAACUUCUCAUGCCCAAGGGAGCUCCAGCUCAUGAACUGGCCAUCCUAUCCUGGCUCGGCGAUUGGCGGCCCUCCGCCAUUUUGCUUAUCCAUGAUUUACGUAUCGAGGAGGCUGUGAUUGAUGAAGAAAUGGCUGAGAUCCAAGCCACUUGCAUUCUCCAUCUUCCUUUCGGCCCUGUGAAUAGCCAAACUGGUGGGCCUGCGCUGUCAUGGAUCCAAUCUGAGUUUAAAAAGAUCCACGGGGUCAUCAUUAAGGCCCAAAACCUCAGGUUCAAGGCAUUAGAGUUGGUGGUGAAGAAGGUGCUAAGCCAAACUGAUGCUGCAGAAUUCUUAGUUGCGUUUGCAGGAAUCCAAGACUUGAUCCACCAGUUUUCCACCCACCAUAAGUUGCAAAAGGGUCCGGUUUCCAUGCCCAGAAAGGCCUUGGGAUAUACUUGA